CCCAUGCGCGAAUGUCACGUGUCUCAAUGGCGGCACCUGCCUCGUAGACGACCGUAAAAGGAACUCACUGUCAGUGCCCGGAUGGUUAUCUUCCCCCUGACUGUCAUCCGGGGCCUUGCGUACCUUCCCCAUGUCUGCAUGGCACUUGCAUGGAUGAUGGUCAAGGCAGCUUUGUCUGCACAUGCAAUCCUGAGUAUACAGGGCUCUUGUGCUCUAUCCUGACAGAUGCUCCUCGCUGUAUGGCGGAAGUUGACGUCACGGUGGGCAGCGGUAUCCAGUGGUCGGACACGCUGGCAGGCCAGUACGACACGCAGCCAUGUCCCAGCAACACAGAAGGAAGUGCUACAAGAAAUUGUAUCGAGGACGACCUGUCUCCCACCAGAGGGCUCUGGCGACGACCAGAUUUAUCCCGCUGUGUGAGUCCAGCCCUCGUUACACUAUUGAGUAACGCGGGGAAUCGUGCCGGGAUCCAGGAGGACUUGCUGUACAACCUCACUCGCGACCUUGACCACGCUACCUCGGUGGUAAAGAACAAGAGUGGACCCUCCCUCUUUCCGGGCGACCUUCUGGCCGCCUCCGACCUGCUGAGGCAAAUCUCCGGAGGGGUCAUCAAGGCCAAGUCGAUAGAUCAUGACCCUGCAGGGAUGGUCAAGCACUUUCUGUCCACAGUUGACAACAUUCUCAACCCCGCAGCCUUGGACGUAUGGAAGAACGCCUUGGUGCACCUCGUGGAAGUCAAAGUGACGUCCAUAAUUGCGUCAUCACAACAGUUCACAGAGAACCUGAUCCUACGUCAUCCCAGCAUGUUAAACAUCAGUCAGCCGGGCGCUGGGACUGGCUCGCCGGAAGUUGCCUCUGCCGUCUUCUCUGCCAGCAGCGACAACGUAGACCUGCGAGUCAUGGAGUGGUGGGAUUUGACCAGUGACGUCAGUCUUAGCCUGGAGUUCGCCAGACACGCCGACCUGCAGGGGGCGCAACUGACCCUGCCGCCUGACGUCAUUACUAUAACGCAUGGCGACGGCUCAGAUCGUCCUUUGAGGUUGUAUUCAGCUAGAUUUACAUCCGUGGCUCCUUUGUUUUCUCUGAAAGAAAAUCGCUACAAGAAAGAAGACAGCACCAACAUUACCAAGAUCGUUACUUCUGACGUCAUAUCCGCGGAGGUGCUGGGUGUGCCAAAGAGUGCUUUCUCAAAAUUCACACGACCUGUGAAGAUCACCUUUCGUGUGACGAAUUCUUCAAAACUACCAGAUCUGAAGAAGUUUUGUGUCUUUAUGAACAUGACGGCAAGAUCCGCAGACGAGAGGUGGCUGGAUGAUGGAUGCAACGUAGAUGACGCAAACGAGACUCACGUGACCUGCUUCUGCUAUCACCUGACCAAUUUUGCAGUCCUUCUGGACGUCUACGACAAUGCGGACAAGCUGGAUGAAGGAAAUAGCGCGGCCUUGUCCUACAUUUCCUACAUCGGAGGGUCACUCUCCAUUCUGUCCUGCGUUGUCGUCAUUGCUGUUUUCGAGUACUUCCGGCUGCGUAGUGACAGAAUACGGAUCCACGAGCAACUGGCGGUCUCUAUUAUCGCCGUUCAGGUCUUCUUCCUCAUCGGUGUGGGGAGGACUGCAGCCGAUGACGACUCGGCAAUGUGGGCAUGCAAGACUGUGGCCAUCCUCCUGCAUUUCUCGCUGACCGCCCUGUUCUGCUGGAUGCUGGUGGAGGGCCUCCACCUCUACGUCCUGCUGGUCAAGGUCUUUAAGCGAGGCUCCCAUAUCAAGAAGUACUGCGCCAUAGGCUGGGGUGCGCCUACGCUGAUAGUGGCAGUAUCAGUCGGUGUCUUCUUUGACAAAUAUGGAGACGGAGAAAUAUGCUGGUUGAACCAUGAACCUCUGUUGGUGUGCUUUGUGCCCACAGUUUCUCUUGUCAUUACAAUUAACUCUGUAAUCCUGGUGCUGGUCUUGAGGGUAAUGUUCAAGUCGGUCAAUUCUGCGGCCAAGGCCAACACUGAACAACAGUCCAGCGUCAGGAUGAGCUUGAAAGCCUCUGCCGUCCUGUUGCCCCUGUUGGGUCUCACCUGGAUCCUGGGGUUUUUAGCUGUGGAUACAGGUCACUCUAAAGUCAUGAUGUACAUCUUUAAUUACCUUUUCACAAUCACCAAUAGUUUCCAGGGAGUGAUGUUCUUCGUUUUCCACUGUUUGCUGAAUGUCGAUGUGCACAACGCUUACGAGCGGCGAUACAGACAGAGGAAGAAAGCCGUGUCCUCUCUGGAAACAACAACAAGAAAGAACUCGGACGCCUCCACAUACCUCGCUGACACCUCGCCCUCGGCCAAGGCCUUGAGCAAAGCGAUAUUGUCAGACAUGUCAACGAUACACAGGAGACCGUCGACGGCCCACAACCGCUUCUUUCUGCUGAACCGUCCUCAGGCACAAGAUGACCUCACUCGCAUGACCUUUCAACCCGUGUUCGCGCUUGCAGCCAAGAGUGGCGAACUUGCAGCUUCCGAAGCAAAUUCGUCAAAUGACCAGCAGACGUUAGAGAAUGAUCGGGUCUGGGGUGGACAGAACGACGGACCGAGUGCGAGGAACGGCCAGCCCCUUGCAGUCUUGCCAGCUGCUACCAGCUUCAUUCGCUUCCCGCAUCAGCCGGAAGUGGUGAACCCGGGGAACGUGGUGCACGGCAUCCCUGAAAACAACAGCCGCGUACGCUUCAGCUAAAUGACCCCUCACCUCCGACCUCCCACGUUGAAGCCAGAGGCUUCUGCAGUGCUACUGAAGAAGACAAGCAGAGACAUCCGACGUCUUUGUGAACGUCUUGCAAGUGCUCUGACUGGAGAUUUUAUUCAGGAAAAGUUUCAAAUCAAUGACAUUUCAGACCAGUGUCAUAGAUUAGCAGCCAGCGCCAAAAAAGAGAAACAAAAUGAGGUGAAUCAGGCAUUUGUUCCCAGCAAAUGAACUGGCGGUCUUCUUCAAAAACAAGGAUUUGAAACUGUGAUGUACGUACGGCACUCACAACUACCAUGAAAGAGUAACGACUUAUGGAAAUAUCUUAUCAAAGGCUAAUAACUGCAUACGAUGCCCUGUUCUUGGAUAAAAUAAGAAACUGUCUUCAUAAAAAUGUAUAUAUUCAUCUCAAAUGAAUUCUGUUUCUCACAUUUUAGUUGUUGAUUCACCAAGCAACCGAGAACACAAAGAGAUAUUCUUCUGGUAAGAACCCAGUGAUUUAUAUACUUUUCCUUACGUCCCGAGGGACAGUAUAAAAGAUCACACAAAAGGAGUUUUGAGGACAGUAUAAGCGAACACACAUAAAGAGUUUAAAAGACCUAUAGUCAAUCCCUAAAGAAGUUUCUUAUAAGACAUGAAAGAGAAAACGAAUAUUUGUCCCACGAAGUAAAAUGACAACCAAUUCAAUAAAGAAAAAAAGAUUGAACUGCCUGCAGACUUUUCCACCUGUCCUCUGUUCCUUUUAUAUAAAUCCUAUGCAUAAUCAAUAUUUCUAAACUCUUGCAUAAUGCAAAUGUCAUGUUUUGUCGAUUUGUUUUUUUUUGUUUUUUUUUUUUUUUUGAAACGAACAUCUCAUUUUGUUCAAAUCCAUUUUGUGACAGUUCUUUUUCUGUUGAAAGAUUGUCUACCGCACAAUAGAACUCGGAAUGUAAGAGCGGCUUUGUUAUCAUUGUUGGAAUCUUCAUAGAAUCCGACAUAGUAUAUCAAACGUUUAUCAGUUAUAAAGCAGAAGAGUGCAGCCUGUCAAAUGCUCAUAUUUCAUUAUUCACUGACAGAUGCUCUUUUAAAACUUGUUGUCUAGUCAGGGAGAAGCUUCGAGUACGACAUACGAGGAGUCUAUGAGAGACAAAGUCAUCUUUGUAAACAAUUUGCACUUUAACAUCUCUUGCUCUUAACUCAUUUAGUCUGCAAUAAAAUGAGUGCAGCCAGCAAGA
Molecule: messenger RNA, 3925 nt
Organism: Pomacea canaliculata
Lineage: Eukaryota; Metazoa; Mollusca; Gastropoda; Architaenioglossa; Ampullariidae
Product: adhesion G protein-coupled receptor L3-like
Exons: 22
Coding region: 150-2705 (851 amino acids)
Biological process (GO): cell surface receptor signaling pathway; negative regulation of angiogenesis; adenylate cyclase-activating G protein-coupled receptor signaling pathway
Cellular component (GO): membrane
Molecular function (GO): G protein-coupled receptor activity
Source: RefSeq, a predicted model, not a curated record